UUAGCAUCUUUACUUACUCGAAACUAGAACUCAAAUAGUGCAUUGUGUAGCCACAGAUGAGCUCUACAAAACUGUGUAUUCAGAUUGGUAAAACAAGCGAGCUUUGGAACUAGGAGGACCAAAGUAUAGAGUCGACUGUAUGAUCCAUCCUUGCAAUCAGGUAUAUACCCAGCAAAGCUAUCCAUAAGACCGUCUGAAAAUUUCUAGUAUAGUCUGCUCAACUCGGUUUUCUACGCUGAAUAUGAUCUGGCAAAACUGCAUAUUUGGUUUCUUGGUUCAAGGGUGGGCGCCAAAUCCGACAGGGUCCUUUAUCAUUGUUUCUUUUGCACAUUUAUCACUCGUUCUAGGUGGUAUGCCAGUUCCACAAAUUCAAACUCGUCCGAAUCUAACAAAUACACCUUAUCCAAACUAUCCUUAUGGUAUGCCAACUUAUCCACCAUCAUCAAUCACACAACCAUCUUAUCCACCAUCAUCAAUGACACAACCAUCUUAUCCAUCAUCAUCAAUAACACAACCAUCUUAUCCACCAUCAUCAAUAACACAACCAUCUUAUCCUUAUGCACAGCCCUAUAGUGCCGGUAGUCAAUCAGGACAAAUUCCCGAUAAUAUUUAUAAAGAAUCAUUGAUAUCAGCUGUUAUGGAUAAAGUAAAAUACAGAUUAAUGGAUGUUAUGCAACAAUCAAAGGCUGAAAUUGAUACAUUGAGAAAUACCGAAGAAGAGUUGGUGAAUGGUCAACAACGUUUAGAUAUGUUGAUAUCAGAUGCUCAACAACAAGAAAACAAUUUAGGUCAGUACAUAACACAAUUACGUUCAAAAACGGUGGAAAUGAAAGAUGCCGUACAAAAAAUGUCAUCGUCAAAUCAACAACAACAAUCAGCACAGCAUAAUGUAAAAGAUGAUGCAAUCAUUACACCAGCACCAAUCUAUAAACAGUUAUUACAAUCCUAUGCUGAAGAUCAUGCAAUACAAGAUUUACUUUAUUAUCUUGGUGAUGGUCUUCGUCGUAGUUCAAUAUCACUAGAUACAUAUUUAAAGGUACAGUAUAAAUGUAUCUAUUGCUUAUUUUAUUUUAAGCAUGUGCGAGAAUUAUCUCGUCGUCAAUUUAUUUUACGUGCAACUAUGCAAAAAUGUCGACAAAUCGCCAGACUACCAGUUAAAUAG
Molecule: messenger RNA, 1162 nt
Organism: Didymodactylos carnosus
Lineage: Eukaryota; Metazoa; Rotifera; Eurotatoria; Philodinida; Philodinidae
Source: the annotation of a GenBank genome assembly